This is a messenger RNA of Bactrocera tryoni, 1213 nucleotides long. Its product is annotated as putative gustatory receptor 98b. Gene Ontology annotation, biological process: sensory perception of taste. Gene Ontology annotation, cellular component: axon; dendrite; neuronal cell body. Gene Ontology annotation, molecular function: sweet taste receptor activity. NCBI's taxonomy places the organism in Eukaryota, Metazoa, Arthropoda, Insecta, Diptera, Tephritidae. The transcript is spliced from 4 exons. Bases 1 to 1206 code for a protein of 401 amino acids. The record is from RefSeq and is a predicted model, not a curated record.
AUGCGUCCAGUGAAAUUUGCCGAAUCCGCGUUAAUUGCCGUUAUUACUCCUUACUUAUGGACAUUUUCAUUAUUCGCUGUUGUGAUGCCACCAUUUAUGAUGUUGCGCAGGACACCCUCCGAUAGGCUUGGAUUUUGUAUAAUUUUCGUAAUAUAUAUACUGUUUCAAUUGACUGCAAGCGUCUGGAUGGAAUAUUUUAACAGUGUGAUGAUCGGUCGUUUUGUGUACACAAACUCUAUGGAUAGUAUGACUUAUAUUUUAAGUCUUGGCAUCAAUAUCGUACAACUCAUAGUACAAACAGUGAUCUAUACCCAAGCAUUAACCGGAUACCAACAACUUCGGAGCAUACUAGACAGCGUGAACCAGCUAGAAUCAGAUAUACGACAGCAUUGUGCAGCCGUGCCUACAUUAUAUUCUAUGCGUUGGCGAUUUCAUCUGCGUAUAGACAUUUGGUUACUGAUAGUUUGUGUUUUUCUGCCGCCACUGACUUACGCUCUCGCUACGACUACACUAACAACACUUUCUAAAUUCAUUAUUGUAUUUUGUUCCGUGUUGAUUCAAAUGAAAGGAAUUGAAUAUUGUAUUAGUGUGCAAAUGAUACAGGAACUGUUACAUCUGGUGCAGCAACAGCUGAUACAUUUGAAACGAGAACUGGUGCGCUGUGAGAGAAUGGAGCUGCGUUGUUGUUUAUUUACUGAAUUGCAAGCAAAUCAAAAACUGCUCGCCCGUAUCUGGGAUCUACUAAACCAAGUCGAGCGAUAUUUUUGCAUACCAUUAUGUAUGCUAUUCUUUUACAAUGGAUUUUUAAUGACGCAAACCAUACAUUGGGGCUAUAUUAAUUUUAAGCUUGAUGAUUUCAUGCUGCGUUUAUGUCGCAUUAGCUACAUUGUCUUGUUGAUAAUUUCGUUGUUUAUACCCUGCUACCGGAGUCAAUGCUGCAUUGAUGAGUACAAUCGAUUCGGCACAAUAUUACAUAAAUUGAAAACGGUUGGGAUCGACGAACAACUCAAUAUGCGAGUACAGGAGUAUUCGCUUCAAUUGAUGCAUCAAAAGAUGCUCUUCACUUGUGGUGGUCUCUUCGACAUAAACCUGAAGAAUUUUGGAGCGACUAUCUUAACCAUUGCCACUUAUAUUGUUAUACUAAUUCAAUUCAAAUUACAAGCUGAAACGGGAAGGAAAUCGAGAAUUGAAGCGCGAAUUGAAUAAAACUGUC